Ornithorhynchus anatinus (platypus) is the source of this 910-nucleotide messenger RNA. It is a transcript of the gene HMGN3, whose product is annotated as high mobility group nucleosomal binding domain 3. Bases 141 to 524 code for a protein of 127 amino acids. Gene Ontology annotation, biological process: chromatin organization. NCBI's taxonomy places the organism in Eukaryota, Metazoa, Chordata, Mammalia, Monotremata, Ornithorhynchidae. Gene Ontology annotation, molecular function: nucleosomal DNA binding. The record is from RefSeq and is a predicted model, not a curated record. The transcript is spliced from 5 exons. Gene Ontology annotation, cellular component: nucleus; chromatin.
CGUCGUCCUCCGACGCCCAGGCUCUUUCCGCUAGGCCACGCUUGCUUCCCGAGUCCCAUGGAAUAGAGCGGAGCUUUUGGACGCGUUCCCCGCCCGCGACGAUCUUCGGGCCCGGAGGGGGAGAUAAAUAGAAGGAAACUAUGGCUGUGGACGUCUGUGCUGUGGGUCCGAGGCUGGGGCGAAUCAAGGGCGCAGAUUCAAGUGUGAGGAGGAAGCAGAGAAGGGGAAAAGCGUCAAACGGGACAAUUUAUCGUCGCCUCAGCCUACCCGGCGGUCGGCCCGAUUAUCAGCCAAACCCGCCGAGCCCAAGCCCGACCCCAAACCGAGGAAAACCGGCGCGAAGAAGGAAGCCGGGACGAAGCGGAACGGAGGCGUCAAGGGGAAGAAGCAGAAGAAGGCCGAAGAGCAGGAAACUGGAAAAGAAGGCACCGAAGACUGACUCCGGCGGGAGCCCGAGGCAAAGAGAUCGAGGCAAAGAAAUGGACGCGGAAAUCUCGGGUGGAUUUUGUGUACCUCCCGGAUGACUUUUCAAAGCUAUUUUUCUCGAGUGUUUUGUAAAUGCUGAUUUUUUUAGGACCGACAGUAGCGGAUGUAGAAAUGUCAAGGAGUGAACGUCUCCCCUCUCGCGAUCGUGCUCUUGGAAAAGCCCAAUUCCCCACAUCCUGUCGGUGUGUGUGACUAGCGAUGGGAUAUCAGAAGGGAUGGGCAAAACCGGCCCCAAAUCCCACCGUUCGCAUUUAAUAGCGUUUUUACCGGGCGGAUUGGAGUUUUUCCAGAGCGGUGAUAAUCGGUGGUGCUUUUGUACUUAGAUUUUCUGUGGUCUUAAUGAGACGUGGACAGUUGUGGCCGCCCGCUGAUUAUUUUAGGUUCUCCUCGUGGUUUAAAAUAAAGGUUUUCUUGCCCGCAAAAC